AUGGCCGCGAACGUGCUUCAAAGCUAUAUUGUGGCUGGACUUCACAAUGCCGCUGCGAAGUUGCCUUCCUCAGCGCAGCCGUACGCAAUGGCGCUGAUGCGCGAGGAUAUGAUAUUAAACACGUUGACGAUUGCCACUGUGACGGCUGUCAUUCUGUACAUCGUCAUCACAGUCGUGCUACCCGGGAUGCGCAUGGACUUUUAUCUGUCAAAGCUGCCCACCGUUAAGAACGGCGUUCCAUUUCUGGGACACGCCCUGCUGCUAGCUGGCCCCUCCCCGUGGUCGAAAAUGUCGAACUGGAGUCUGUAUCCCGAGAAGAACCUUCCUCAAAAGAAAAAGGAUAUCAACGCCCCUCAGACAAGCCGCCUGGUGACAUACAACGUUGCUGGCAUGCGUGUGAUUUACAUCAAUGAGCCUCGUCUGCUGCGUCGCGUACUUCUUACGCACCAACGCAACUACCGCAAAGCUCUUGCGGCAGCGUAUAAACACUUCAUGUGUCUCCUCGGCACUGGCCUCGUCACCUCGGAGGAUGAGCAGUGGAAGAAGAGACGCCUGCUGCUGUCGCAUGCGAUGCGCAUCGACAUUCUAGAUAGCAUUCCUGAAAUGGCCAUAAGGGCAGUCGAUCGCAUUCUGCAGAAGCUCGACGCGGUUGGCGCCAAUAACCCGUUUGUGGACUUGAAUGAGGAGUACCGCCAUAUGACACUGCAGGUGAUCAGCGAGACUGCGCUGUCACUCUCCGCGGAAGAGGCCGACCGCAUCUUUCCGACUCUCUAUUUGCCCAUUGUGCACGAGUGCAACAGGCGUGUGUGGGCACCAUGGCGCGCUUACAUGCCUUUCCUACACGGCUCGCGCCAGCGUAACCACUGCCUCUCCGAGUUGAACAAGGCACUGAGAGACAUCAUCUGCAGCCGAUGGGAACAGCGCAAGGACUCGAAGUACGCGAAGAGGCCCGACAUACUGGCAUUGUGCAUUUCACAGAUCGACCACGUCGACGAAAAGGUCAUCGUGGAGCUCAUCGAUGAUGUGAAGACAAUCUUGCUUGCCGGUCACGAAACGUCGGCCGCGCUGCUGACGUGGGCCACCUACGAGGUUCUGCGCCACCCAGAGAUCCGUCAAAAGGUAUUGGAGGAGGCCACGCGCCUCUUCGACCCCGCCCGCUGCACGGAGCGCGUACAGACUCGCUACGGUCCUCGUGGUGUGCCGGCGGUCGCUGACGUGCGCGACCUGGUGUGGACACCUGCAGUGCUGCGCGAAACGCUGCGGCGGCACAAUGUAGUGCCUUUGGUGAUGCGAUACGCAGCGAAGGAUGACGUCUGGCUUGCGGCCGAUACCGGUCUCGACGCCGACGUCCGCAUUCCCGCUGGCUGCACGAUUGCUGUUGGCAUCGAGGGUGUGCACAGCAACCCCGAUGUGUGGAACAAGCCAGAGGUAUUCGAUCCGACCCGGUUCAUUGAUGCCGAGAUCGCUAACGACAGCAACUACCUGAAUCAAAGCAGCAAGGAUGUAAAGUUCACCAAAAAGAUCGACCCGUACGCCUUCAUUCCCUUUAUCAACGGCCCCCGCAACUGUCUCGGGCAGCAUCUCUCGAUGAUCGAGACGCAAGUUGCCUUAGCGUAUAUGGUGCUUAACUACAACCUCAAGAUUUACCGCGACCCUUCGUACAAGGGCGAAAUUGUGGCGUACGAGGAUAGCGUUGGUCGCCAUCACGACUUCAUCAUCCCACAGGUUCCGCACGAUGGGCUGAAGGUGUGGGGUACACCGAACAAGCUGUUCAUGUGA
Molecule: messenger RNA, 1779 nt
Organism: Leishmania braziliensis MHOM/BR/75/M2904
Lineage: Eukaryota; Euglenozoa; Kinetoplastea; Trypanosomatida; Trypanosomatidae
Product: cytochrome p450-like protein
Exons: 1
Coding region: 1-1779 (592 amino acids)
Molecular function (GO): oxidoreductase activity, acting on paired donors, with incorporation or reduction of molecular oxygen; heme binding; iron ion binding
Source: RefSeq, a predicted model, not a curated record